CUCUCCAUCUUCCCCACCUUGAAUUGAAUUGUAUAAUAUUAUAAUAUAAAACCCAUUGAAGCCAGGCUCUGGUUUUACAGAAGAAAAGCCAAUCAUCAAUCUUCCAAGCAUUCAUUGCCCACGAAAAAAUGGAGAUUCGCCGGCUCAUCUUCUUCCUCGCCGCGGCCGCUGCUCUCUUCCCUGUCUGCUACUCCGUCGGCCAUUCUCAGCAGUCGAAUGCUUCGUUCGCGGAGGAAAUGGUGAGGCUGGCCAGGGAACCCGGCACCGCGAACUGGAUGAAGGGCUUGAGGAGGGAAAUCCACCGGAACCCGGAGCUUGCUUUCGAGGAAUUUGCGACGAGCGCCGUCAUCCGGCGGGAGCUUGACAGGAUGGGGAUUGCGUACCGGUGGCCGGUGGCGGAGACUGGCGUCGUCGCCACCAUUGGCUCCGGUGCUCCACCCUUUGUUGCUCUCAGGGCUGAUAUGGAUGCUUUGCCUAUUCAGGAAAUGGUGGAGUGGGAGCACAAGAGCAGAAUAGAUGGGAAAAUGCAUGCCUGUGGACAUGAUGCUCAUGUUGCUAUGCUCCUUGGAGCCGCAAAGAUACUGCAACAAGUCCAAGACAAGUUGCAUGGAACUGUUGUUCUAAUCUUCCAACCAGGCGAGGAACGAGGCCACGGUGCGAAAGACAUGAUCCUGGAUGGUGCACUUGAAAAUGUGGAGGCCAUUUUUGGGUUGCACGUUGUGCAUAAGUACCCAGCUGGGACUGUUGCGUCACGGCCUGGAGAGUUUCUAGCUGGAUGUGGCAGCUUCAAGGCGAAGAUCAAAGGGAAAGGUGGGCACGCCGCAAUCCCACAGAACUCCAUCGAUCCUAUCUUGGCAGCUUCCACAUCAGUGAUUAGCUUGCAGAGCAUUGUUGCGAGGGAGACUGAUCCUUUGGAUUCUCAGGUGGUUUCUGUGGCAAUGAUUCAGGGAGGUUCAGCAUUUAACAUCAUUCCAGACUCGGCCACAAUAGCCGGUACAUUUAGGGCAUUCAGCAAGAAAAACUUCGAUGGCCUUAGAGAAAGAAUAGCAGAGGUCAUACAAGCCCAAGCAGCCGUACAUCGAUGCUCGGCUGAGAUUGAUUUCCACGGGAGAGAACAUCCCAGCAUUCCCCCAACUGUAAACGACGAAAUAGUAAGUCAACAUGUUAAAGAAAUUUCAAGUAUGAUUGUUGGAGAAGAAAACACAAAGCUGGCCCCCAGUUUCAUGGGCAGCGAAGACUUUGCUUUCUACCUAGAAAAGGUUCCCGGUUCCUUCCUUUUUCUAGGGAUAGGGAACGAGAAAACUGGAUCGAUUCAUCCUGUUCAUAGUCCUUACUUCACCAUCGACGAAGAUGCACUUCCCACUGGAGCAGCAAUACAUGCUGCGUUUGCUUAUUCAUACCUCCAAAAAUUGUCAAGGAGGGCCAUCUCAGUUGUUGUCAUGUAAUUGGGAUCAUUCUUCUGUGGUUUUGCAUCACAGUUAAGCUUCCACAUGAAGUAAAUCUGAUCUUUGAGCUUGAGCUUGGUAGGUUAGAUUCACAGGGAAUAUAUUUAUAUAUAUACACACAACACACACACACACACACACACACACACACAUAGCAACAGCUAGCAUAACAUUCUUUCUCUCAUGCUCAUACACUGCAUUAGGAAAUUGGGUUUCCUCUUUUUUCCAUUUUGAAUUCAUUUAUUUGUAACAUUACCUCUAUUGGCACUUCCUUAUUUGCCUUAAAUUCUGGUGGGUUCGCAUAACUUAA
This is a messenger RNA of Diospyros lotus (date-plum), 1755 nucleotides long. Its product is annotated as IAA-amino acid hydrolase ILR1-like 1. Bases 129 to 1445 code for a protein of 438 amino acids. Gene Ontology annotation, cellular component: endoplasmic reticulum. Gene Ontology annotation, biological process: auxin metabolic process. Gene Ontology annotation, molecular function: IAA-Ala conjugate hydrolase activity. The record is from RefSeq and is a predicted model, not a curated record. The transcript has 5 exons. Lineage: Eukaryota; Viridiplantae; Streptophyta; Magnoliopsida; Ericales; Ebenaceae.